Molecule: messenger RNA, 4083 nt
Organism: Pteronotus mesoamericanus
Lineage: Eukaryota; Metazoa; Chordata; Mammalia; Chiroptera; Mormoopidae
Gene: FUCA2
Product: alpha-L-fucosidase 2
Exons: 12
Coding region: 1-2172 (723 amino acids)
Biological process (GO): glycoside catabolic process; fucose metabolic process
Cellular component (GO): lysosome
Molecular function (GO): alpha-L-fucosidase activity
Source: RefSeq, a predicted model, not a curated record
AUGGCCGUGGGUGGCAAGUGGAGUGUGAGAGCAUUUCCCUGGAAGAACCCAGGAGCCAGCCCCGAACACCCCACAGCACAGAACCAGGAUCCUCUGUUGGACUCCACAGAGCAGCUCACAGCAAAUUUCACAAGCAGCGAGGAGAGCAGCAGGAAGCUGAGCAGUGCGGUGGUCCAUGGCCAGUGCUCUCUCCACUGGGAUGUACCGGGGCAACGCCACUUGCCCUGCUGGUGUUCCCAGAUGAAGCCUAAAACUGCUCGAAUUCAUGACCUGGUCUGUACUGGGCCCGCCUUAGCUUCCACUGGGGCGCUGGAGUCCUCUGGCAUGGCUGCAAACUCCAUAUACUCAGCUGGCAUGGAGGCCUCGCCCCAGGGAACCACUCAGGCCAGAUUUCCUGGAACAAAGAGGGUGUCCCCGGCCAGCCUCCUGCCCCCUCUUGCCCGGGAGACCAAGAACAGCGACCAAAUGAUCUCAGACAAAGAGGAUGGGAUGAGGGCUCCUUGUCAGAGUUCCCCACGGAGGCCCAAGGCUCCCCCAAAUGAGCGAUGGGCCCCUGGGGAAAACUGUCAUUUCUCAGGUACCUGGAUCUUCUUAUCAAAACCUUUAAUAGGCGGAACUCUGGGAGUCUCACCUGGUACAGACUCGGGCACCCAGAAGCUGAGGAUGAGGCGGAGCGUUCUCGGCCGGGGACGCGGAAGGACGCGGAAGGACGCGAGCGUGCGGGCGGGGCGCGGCGGCUGCGGGGACACGCUGGCCCCGGAGCUGCCCGGGCUCGCGCUCCGGCCGCUCCCGGCGAUGCUGCUGCUGCUGCUGCUGCUGCUGCUGCUGCUGCUCCCCGCGCGAUGCCCCGCCCGCCGCGCCGCGCGCUUCGACCCCACCUGGGAGUCCCUGGACGCCCGACCGCUGCCCGCAUGGUUCGACCAGGCCAAGUUCGGCAUCUUCAUCCACUGGGGCGUGUUCUCCGUGCCCAGCUUCGGGAGCGAAUGGUUCUGGUGGUAUUGGCAAAAGGAAAAGAGACAAAAGUUUGUGGACUUUAUGAAAAAUAAUUACCCUCCUGAUUUCAAAUAUGAAGAUUUUGGACCACUAUUUACAGCGAAGUUUUUUAAUGCAAAGCAGUGGGCAGAUAUUUUUCAGGCUUCUGGUGCCAAAUAUGUUGUCUUAACUUCCAAACAUCAUGAAGGCUUCCCCUUGUGGGGCUCCGAGUACUCGUGGACCUGGAACGCUGCAGAUGAGGGGCCGAAGAGGGAUAUCGUCAAGGAACUUGAGGUAGCCAUUAGGCACAGGACUGACCUGCGUUUCGGACUGUACUAUUCCCUUUUUGAGUGGUUUCAUCCGCUCUUCCUUGCUGAUGAAUCCAGCUCAUUCCAGAAGCGGCAAUUCCCAGUUUCUAAGACGCUGCCUGAGCUCCAGGAGUUGGUGAACAGGUACCGGCCGGAGGUGCUGUGGGCAGAUGGCGACGGAGGCGCGCCCGACGGCUACUGGAACAGCACGGGUUUCUUAGCCUGGCUGUACAACGAGAGCCCAGUGCAGGACACAGUGGUCACCAAUGACCGCUGGGGAGCUGGUAGCAUCUGUAAGCAUGGUGGCUACUACACCUGCAGUGAUCGGUAUAACCCCGGACACCUUUUGCGACAUAAGUGGGAAAACUGCAUGACAAUAGACAAGUUUUCCUGGGGCUAUAGGAGGAAUGCUGGAAUCUGGGACUAUCUUACGAUUGAAGAAUUGGUGAAGCAACUUGUAGAAACAGUUUCAUGUGGAGGAAAUAUUUUGGUGAAUAUUGGACCCACACAUGAUGGUACCAUAUCCCCAAUUUUUGAGGAGCGAUUAAGGCAAAUGGGCACAUGGCUAAAAGUCAAUGGAGAAGCCAUUUAUGAAACCAGCACUUGGAGAUCCCAAAAUGACACUGUUACCCCAGAUAUGUGGUACACAUUCAAACCUAAAGAAAAAUUGGUCUAUGCCAUGUUUCUCAAAUGGCCCACAUCUGGACAGCUCUUUCUUGGCCAACCCAAAGCUACUCAAGGGUCAACAGAGGUUAAAUUACUGGGACAUGGACAGCCACUUAAAUGGACCUCUUUGGAGAAAAAUGGCAUUAUGGUGGAACUGCCACAUCUAACCUUUCAUCAGAUGCCCUGUAGAUGGGGCUGGGCUCUAGCACUGACUAAUGUGACCUGAUGUGCAGCAGAGUGGUUCAUGCCGCAGUUACGGCUCAGACUAGAAAAUGUCAGGUUUCUAUAAUUAUAGUACAUGGAGAAAGCAUAUGUGAAACGGGUCAAGAAAAGUCAAGUGAUUAUUUAGGCGUUUCAGCCCUUUCCCCCUCCUACUGCCUAAAUUUUUUCCUAAAUUAGCCUUGUAACUGUUUUAACUCUCCAGCAGACUUUGUGUUCAGAAUAGGACUUACCGAGAUGUGCCACUUUGGCAUGAACUAUCGCAAGCUGAAGGCCAUCAAGAUCCUGCGGGCUCAUGAGAAACUUUUACCUCUCCCUCAAAGACUUUAAAUUUGGGGCCCUGCCCAUAAUGAGUUAUCAUCAGAAAUAACUUUUUAAAAAAUGUGUAUUUCUCACCAUUUUAAUGUUUCCAAAAAAUUGAUACAUCUACAAGGUAAACAUGAAUAAUAUCUCAAAGUCUUUGACAGGAUAUUUAAGUUUGUUAGAAUUAACAUAAAAACUAAUAUUAAAAACAAAGAAGAAAAUCCACAAAAUUCCAUAGAAUAGUAUUGUUAACAGACCUUCUUUGGUUAGUUAAUAAUCUUCAUUAUCUCCACUUAAGUCUGCAAUCAUUAACCUUACACAUGUUCUCCCACUUCAUGUUAGACAUUUUGACAUAGAAAUGUCAUCACUGUACAUACUUUGGCAGGAAAUAACUUUUUAUGACCUGUCUGUAGGGCAGGGCAAACUUUGAGUUGCUGAGCAUCUCAUUUUCUUCUCACCCUGCAAAGACCUGCCUCUACUCUGAAGCCCGCAAGCACCUCACUGCACCUCAGCCUUAGCUGAGAGUGUCAUAUAUGCCACCUUCUGACUUUCUGUCUCUGAACCUCUCAUGUAUGUGGACUUCCCAUACAUACACAUGUAAUUACAUGUGCUUAUCUUCUCUUUAUCUGCCUCAUGUCGAUUUGAUUUAGGCCGGCUGGAAGGAAGAACCUAGAAGGGUAGAAGAGAUUUUCUCUCUCCCCCGCAGUUGCUAUUAAAGUCUUUUCAUAUUGAAUUGAAUUCCAUGUGUGAUCCUGAGGUGGAGAUUUUUGUUUUAGAUUAGCUAGGAGUUGGUGGUGUUAAGAACUGAAUUGUGUCUGCUGCCAGAGGUUGAAGCCUUAAUCCCCAUUGUGAAUGUAUUUGGAGAUGUGGCAUUUAAGGAGGUAAUUAAGGUUAAAUGAAAUCAUAGGGGUAGGGAGCCUAAUAUAAUAUGACUGGUGUCCUUUAAGAGGAAGAGAUCCCAGGGAUGCACAAGCGGAGAGUUAAGGCCGUUUAAGGACACGGUGAGAAGGCAGACCAUCUGCAAGCCAAGGACAGCGGCCUCAAGAGAAACUGAACCUAAAGACACGUGGAACUUUCAGCCUCCAGAACUGUGAGAAAAUAAAUUACUGUUGUUUAAGCCACCCAGUCAGAGGUAUUUUGUUAUGGCAACCAUAGCAGACUAAUACAAGUGGCAGGUAUGUAAUAGAUUCGGCCUAAUAUAUAUUUCCACUGCUUAGAGUAAUUGUGUUUUUAUUUUUCAAAAUUGUCUUUUCUCCCCCUCCUGGUAAUAAAACUAAUAAAUGUUCACUGUAGAUAUUUUAAAACACACAGAAAUGCUCGAAGGUGAAAUUGCUAUACAGAUGACCACAACUAACAUUUUAGUACAUGUUCUUCCAGGUUUUUUCCAGGAGUGAGGAAGGGGUGUGGAAUUGGAGGUGUGGGACUAUUUUUGUAAGUGAGCUAACUUGAGGUCAAAUUUAAAUGAAAAAAUUUGAGCCCUGGUCGGGUAGUUCAACUGGUUAGAGCAUUGCUCUCAUAUGCCAAGGUUGCAGGUUUGAUCCCUGGUCAGGGCGCAUACAAGAAUCAGCCAAUGAAUACAUAAAUAGAACAACAAAUCAAUGUUACCCUCUCUCUC